AUGCCCGAGACAAUCGAAAGCCUGAGCGGUGCGAUCGCGGAGAGGGAAAAGCCAUCGUCGAGCUCGCGAGACGGCAAAAAUCGACGAGUCAAAAUCGCAUGGACGAAGGAUGAUUCAGCGAAACUCGAGCCCAAUGAUGAGCCGGUGCAGAACAUCUUGCUGGAGCAGCUCAAAUUCUGCUGCGAUAACUCCAGCCUCACGGGCUACAAAUACAUAACCGAGCGCAAGCGCACCCGCUUCGAGAGAUUGCUGUGGAUAGCCUUUCACCUGCUGAUGGUUUACACGCUGGGUGCCAUCGUUUGGACCGUCUUGCAGGAUUACAAAAACUCGCCGGUAGUGACCGUCGUCGACUCGGAUCAUUAUCCUUCCCAAUUACUCGAUUUACCCGGCGUGUCAGUCUGCAGCAUCAAUCGAAUAAGCCGAAGAGCAGCCAUGAAAUUAGCCGAAAAAAUAGCCAAAUCGAAGAUCACUGAUUUACCGACCAGUCGUAUUUUUGUGCUGCUGCGUCAACUUGGAAAUCUCUACAUGUCGACCUUUAAUCUCAAACCCGACGACAAGAAUCAACUCGAUCAAAUUCUAAGAUUAUACUUUACCGACCAGGAAGACGUUAUAACCGAACUUAUGAAAGAGUUGACACCACAAUGCAACGAAGUAAUAAGCAAAUGUAGUUUUCGGUACGAAACGAAAAACUGCUCGGAGCUCUUUUCAUUUAGAAAGACUCAGAACGGAUUCUGCUGCACUUUUAAUUAUGCUCGCGAGAGAGAUGAUUUACACAGACCUCCUCCGAUAGAAAGCCUGCCAAAACACGAGCAAUACAAAAUCGAAAAACUUGGUGUGAUCAACGGUUUGACAUUCUUACUGGAACCUCUUUUGGAUGAUUACUUUUUUCCGUUCUUGCCUCUUAACGGCUGGAAAAUCAUGAUCUUCAACUCGGGCGACUAUCCGGACAACACGUCGGGCGGAGUUUCCGAAGCCCUCAUCUCGCCGGGCACCGAAAAUUACCUGACCCUCGACGCCGUCUCGUUUUAUAGCGAGCCGUCAGUUCGUCGCUUCGACGUGCACGACCGGAAGUGCAUUUUCCCCGACGAGAUAUCGGCUCUUUACGACGGCUACACGUACAGCGACUGCAUAGUCGAGUGCAAAGUCGACGACGUCUGGCGAACGUGCAACUGUCAUCCGUUUUUUUAUCCUCAACGAGAUUGGCGACGAGUUUGUAAUACAUCCGAUGUAAAAUGUUUGCAAAAAUAUAAUUCCAAAUGGUGGUCUGUCCUGCCGCAUAACAUGAAACAAGACGACGACGAGGCAAAAACAUUUAAUUUCAUUAGCAACGAGUCGUGGUCGUUGCGCUGUAAAAAUUGCUACCCGUCCUGCGACGAUGUGCACUAUUACCUGACGACUUCGAGCGUAAAGCUCGAAAAGACGAGCUCGCAAAUUUCCUUUCUGAGAGACGUCAACAUCGUAAAUCAAAGUCUGGUGCACAUAUUUUUCUCCAAAUACGGAACUGUGCGUCUCAAGCAAGACAUCGCCUACUAUUGGUAUGAACUGUUGAGCAACAUAGGUGGCAUUUGUGGCAUAUUUAUUGGCUUCAGUCUGAUAAGCGCCGUGGAAUUCAUUUAUUUCUUUCUCGUAUCGAGCGUCCAUAUAUUGUCGAGAAAAACAAGGAAGAGACGAGGUGCCGCCGCCGCCGCCGCUACCGCUGGUGAUGGCAUCGAUGAAAUUGUCACAGAUAGUCGAUCUCUGUACGACGGCGUGCAACGAGUCGGCGUUGUAGCCGCAGCCACGGCCGCACCCUACGGCACCACCACCGCAGCAACAGCAGUAGCAGCAGCACCACCACCAGCUCGCCACCGCUGGUAAGAAGAACGACGGAGAGCGAUUCGGAUGUACAGCAGCGGGGGACAUCUUCCAGUCAGCGAAUAGUCGGCGAAAAAAUUGCGAGUGUGAUUUAUGUUGCCGCGUGGAAUAUGUGACAGGCCUCGGUAGCAGCUACACAUACGUAUACGAAUGAAAUGUAACAGCGCGCGCGAUAGUCGUCGAGCUUUUUUCAGCUUUUCUUUGUACAUGUACCUUUGUUAUACGCUAUUUUGCCGCCCAACUAUUACUAGCUAUUUUCACUCUUGGUUCUAUGUAAAACGUUAAAAGAUCACCACUUCUCCACGUAAUAUUUUAAUAUUGAAUCUUGUGUACAAGAAAAAAAGGUCUACGAGUAGGCGUUAUGA
Messenger RNA from Trichogramma pretiosum, 2219 nucleotides. Its product is annotated as sodium channel protein Nach-like. The transcript is spliced from 11 exons. The record is from RefSeq and is a predicted model, not a curated record. Lineage: Eukaryota; Metazoa; Arthropoda; Insecta; Hymenoptera; Trichogrammatidae. Gene Ontology annotation, molecular function: ligand-gated sodium channel activity. Bases 1 to 1857 code for a protein of 618 amino acids. Gene Ontology annotation, cellular component: membrane. Gene Ontology annotation, biological process: sodium ion transmembrane transport.